AUCUCGAGUUCCACUCAAAGAUUCCCCUCCCCCUCCACUACAUUUGACUGCGUCUUAACUGCAAUUUUGCUCAAUUAGUCUUACCACCGCAGUCUCGUCGUCCACGCCUCCAAUUCCUCCUUUCUUUAUCGCUUGACGCUGCACUCUCGAGCAACUUCCUCUUGACGUUACGCAGUUCCUUCCAAUUGCAAAUAUGGGCUCCGUCGCUCAAUCAUCCAGCUAUGCCUUGUCCAAGGCACACAAGGACAUGCUCGAGACCUCUCUCGUCGACUCGGACCCAGAGAUCGCAGAGAUCAUGAAAAAAGAAAUCAAGCGUCAGCGAGAGUCCAUCAUCCUCAUUGCCUCUGAGAAUGUCACUUCCCGCGCCGUUUUUGAUGCCCUUGGCAGCCCCAUGUCCAACAAAUACUCCGAGGGAUAUCCUGGUGCUCGAUACUAUGGUGGAAACCAGCACAUUGACAGUGUCGAACUCACUUGCCAGGCCAGAGCCCUAAAGGCUUUCCAUCUCGACCCUGAGAAGUGGGGCGUCAAUGUCCAGUGCUUGAGCGGUUCUCCUGCCAAUCUUCAGGUCUACCAGGCCAUCAUGAGACCCCAUGAUCGUCUGAUGGGUUUGGAUCUGCCCCAUGGUGGACAUUUGAGUCACGGAUACCAGACACCACAGAAAAAGAUCUCUGCCGUGUCCACCUACUUCGAGACCUUCCCAUAUCGAGUCAACCUUGAGACCGGCAUCAUUGACUACGACCGCCUCGAAGAGAACGCUCUGAUGUACCGACCCAAGACCAUUGUGGCCGGAACCUCUGCCUACUGCCGUCUCAUCGACUAUGCUCGCAUGCGCCAGAUCGCAGACAAGGUCGGAGCAUAUCUUGUGGUCGACAUGGCCCACAUCUCUGGCUUGAUCGCCGCUGGUGUCAUCCCAUCUCCCUUCGAACACGCCGACAUUGUCACUACCACCACACACAAGUCCCUCCGCGGUCCUCGAGGAGCCAUGAUCUUUUUCCGCAAGGGUGUCCGCAGCACCGACGCCAAGACCGGCAAGCAAGUCCUGUACGACUUGGAAGGACCCAUCAACUUCUCCGUCUUCCCUGGUCACCAAGGUGGCCCCCAUAAUCACACCAUCACCGCGUUGGCCGUGGCCCUGAAGCAAGCCGCUUCCCCCGAAUUCAAACAAUACCAAGAACAAGUCGUCAAGAACGCCAAAGCACUCGAAAACGAGUUCAAGAGCCUAGGAUACAAGCUGGUCGCCGACGGAACCGACUCACACAUGGUCUUGUUGGAUCUGCGCCCCCAAUCCCUCGACGGCGCCCGCGUUGAAGCCGUCUUGGAGCAGAUCAACAUUGCCUGCAACAAGAACAGUAUUCCCGGAGACAAGUCGGCCUUGACCCCAUGCGGAAUCCGUAUCGGAACGCCAGCCAUGACAUCGCGAGGCUUUGGCGAGGAGGACUUCAAGCGCGUUGCCGGAUACAUUGAUUCAAGCAUCAAGUUGUGCAAGAAGAUCCAAUCCGAGCUGCCCAAGGAGGCCAACAAAUUGAAGGAUUUCAAGGCCGUGGUCGCAAAUGAUUCAGUCAAGGAGAUCCUUGACUUGAGACAGGAGAUUGCCCAAUGGGCCUCCAGCUUCCCUCUCCCAGUUUAAAUCAGUGGACGGGACUUGGGACAUGGGACAUGAUUGUGUCGGAAUGUCUUUGGUUAUGAGGCGGCGUCCUCCGUGCUUUGCUGGCGGUCGAGGUGAUUUGUUGGAGAAGGGGGGUUCAACGGAAAUAUUGUAGGCGUCUCAGACCUGUUGAUGCACCCACAGGCUGGCGUAGGUAUCUUCAACGAUACAAAAAGCAUAUUCAAUCCGGGAUGGUGAAUUGUGUGCGUGCAUGUCCUUCUUCUCCAUGGUUUAAAUUCGUAAUUGUAUGACCGAUUUAGAGGUCUGGGUAUGAUGGGUUGUCUUCAGCGUUCAG
Molecule: messenger RNA, 1940 nt
Organism: Exophiala mesophila
Lineage: Eukaryota; Fungi; Ascomycota; Eurotiomycetes; Chaetothyriales; Herpotrichiellaceae
Product: serine hydroxymethyltransferase, cytosolic
Exons: 4
Coding region: 194-1627 (477 amino acids)
Biological process (GO): tetrahydrofolate interconversion; L-serine catabolic process; folic acid metabolic process
Cellular component (GO): cytoplasm
Molecular function (GO): cobalt ion binding; zinc ion binding; pyridoxal phosphate binding
Source: RefSeq, a predicted model, not a curated record